AUGACUAGAGAUCCGGCUACAUAUCCUGAUCCAGAUCGUUUCCUGCCCGAACGAUUCCUACAGGUCGACGCUGACACGCCAGCACAAUUCGACCCCAUGAAGCUCAUCUUCGGAUUUGGGAGACGGAUCUGCUCGGGGCGCACUUUCGCUGAUUCCUUUGUGUGGCUGAUCGCGGCGCACUUGCUGGCCACCAUGGUUGUGUGUAAAGCACGGAACGCAGCAGGAGAAGAGAUUACACCCGCAGCAGAGUUUGCAGAUGGGCUUGUGAGCCAUCCAUUACCAUUCGAAUGUGACAUCCAUCCACGAUCACAGAAGGCGAAGGAGCUCAUCGUGUUGUCAAACCUAGAGACAGUUGCGUGA
Molecule: messenger RNA, 360 nt
Organism: Fibroporia radiculosa
Lineage: Eukaryota; Fungi; Basidiomycota; Agaricomycetes; Polyporales; Fibroporiaceae
Exons: 3
Coding region: 1-360 (119 amino acids)
Molecular function (GO): oxidoreductase activity, acting on paired donors, with incorporation or reduction of molecular oxygen; heme binding; monooxygenase activity
Source: RefSeq, a predicted model, not a curated record